AUGAGAACAAAUUGGUGCGGGUUUGGGAACACGUCAAAGAACAACAACGACCUGGGGUUCUUUCGAAGAACGGAUGAAUGCUGUCGCGAGCACGACCGCUCACUCGACAACAUACCGGCUUUCCAGACAAAACAUGGCAUUACAAACCGGAACCUCUACACGAUGACAAACUGCCAAGACGACUGCAAGUUCUACAACUGUUUGCUAAAUCUUCGCCUGCUGUCUUCACUAUUUGUCGGUGAAUUCUUCUUCAAUAUUAUUAGUGCCAAAUGCUUUGCCUACACGUAUCCAAAAGGGUCUAUCCCCGGCGUUAGUCACAAGAUCACCACAGACGUGCAGGACGGAGGUCAUAAGCUGGUUGAAAUAUUCCAAGAUUCAAAUGGCACUGUUCUUGGUUGCAAUGCCCUCGGUGACAAGUAA
Ixodes scapularis (black-legged tick) is the source of this 420-nucleotide messenger RNA. Its product is annotated as phospholipase A2-like. The transcript is spliced from 4 exons. The record is from RefSeq and is a predicted model, not a curated record. The coding region runs from base 1 to 420 and encodes 139 amino acids. Gene Ontology annotation, biological process: phospholipid metabolic process; arachidonate secretion. NCBI's taxonomy places the organism in Eukaryota, Metazoa, Arthropoda, Arachnida, Ixodida, Ixodidae.